This is a messenger RNA of Didymella exigua CBS 183.55, 4674 nucleotides long. Its product is annotated as transcription elongation factor spt6. Bases 159 to 4397 code for a protein of 1412 amino acids. Gene Ontology annotation, cellular component: transcription elongation factor complex. The record is from RefSeq and is a predicted model, not a curated record. Gene Ontology annotation, molecular function: histone binding; DNA binding; nucleosome binding. NCBI's taxonomy places the organism in Eukaryota, Fungi, Ascomycota, Dothideomycetes, Pleosporales, Didymellaceae. Gene Ontology annotation, biological process: positive regulation of transcription elongation by RNA polymerase II; nucleosome organization; transcription elongation-coupled chromatin remodeling. The transcript has 4 exons.
CUUCUGCCUUGUCCGCGCCCUUCACCUCGACCCUCUUUAUUCCCUUUUCGCUCGAAUCGCCGGCCCCAUUUCGCGCAUCUGUCGUUCGAACGACUCGAAACCGCCUCAUCGACGAACAUAGACUUUUUUUGCGCAUCUCCUUCAUAUCAUUGUACAUAAUGUCUACGAGGGACCUUUUCGACACAAUCGCCGACGUAGGCAGCGACGAGGAGGAAGAUGAAGACUUCGACGGUGGGGGCGGUGACGUACGGCCCAAGAAAUCAAAUGGCGCCAACGGAAUCGAGGACUCCAGUGAAGAAGAAGAUGAGGACGAUGAAGAACAGCUGGCAAAGGAAGGCGCUGGCUUCAUCGCCGACGAAGACGAGGACGAGGAUGAGGUCGAAGCACGGAAAGAACGCCGUCGCAGGAAGAAGCGCAAGAACCGCGAAGCCGAAGAAGAUCUUGACGAAGACGACCUCGACCUGAUUGGUAUCGAGCGACCUGAGCGGGAAGAUGACACAGCGCCCAAGUACAAGCGCCUCAAGCGUGGUCAUAAAGAAAAGCGCAAAUCCCGCGGCAUCGAUGACAUCUUCUCAGAUGAAGAAGCUGUCGACGACAUUGACGAGCCUCGAAGGAUCGGUGGAGAGUUUGACGAUUUCAUCGAAGAAGACCAGUUCGAGGACGAGAUUGAAGACGACCGCGACGUCACACAACCGGGAAUCAACCUCAUCACGCAAGGCCUGCAGGCCGCUGGACUGGACGAGGGUGCCGAAGAAGACUACAGAGCAGCUUUCGGCGAUGGCACCGACUACGACUGGGCCUUGGACAUGCAGGAAGCGGAAGAAGAGGAACAGGCUGGUGAAGGCCGCGAGCUCCAGCUCAAGGACGUUUUUGAGCCUUCCCAGCUGCAGGAGCGCAUGCUGACGGAUGAGGAUAACAUCAUUCGCGAGACAGAUGUCCCCGAGCGUCUGCAACUGGCACGCAAACCGUUCAAGGAGCUCGAGCUGACACCUGAGGCCAUGCAACAGCGGUUGGAAGAGGAGGCACUGUGGAUCUCAAAGCUGCUCUGGCCGAAGAAGGGCCUCCCGAACUACUUUCAGACACCUUUCCAGAAUGCUGUGCGCAAGGUCCUCGAGUUUAUAAAUGUCGAGGACUACGAAGUGCCUUUCAUCUUCAACCACCGCAAGGACUACCUCAUCCACGCACCUGGCGACAACGACGAUCAAGAUGACUUCGGUGCGCCGCCUCCCGAUGCUCGGCCAGAGCGUCUCCUCAACCAGAGCGACUUGUGGGAGGUCUUCGAUCUUGAUUUGAAGUUCAGGGCCUUCGCCGAGAAGCGAGACUCUCUGCGCCAAAUCUACGACAACGUGAGAGCUGUGCAACCGGAGAUCGUUGACGGCGAACUUGAGGACCUGAUGGACAAGGCCGUCACCAUUGAAGAGAUCCAGGAGUUGCAGGAUUAUCUGCACUACCAGUACUCGGCGGAGAUCAACGAGAUACGAAACGAGUCCAACGGAACCCAAAAGCGUGCCAACAACGCGCGCAACUUUUUUGACAAGCUCCGAAGCGGAAAAGCGCACCUGUUCGUCAAGGCCAUCGGUAUCAGCGCAGAGGACUUUGCCAAGAAGGCCGAAGGGUCAAGUAGAGGGCCUCAGGUCAUCGAAGAUCCCCCAUACAGGGUGAUGGAGCUUGCUGAUCAGAUGGCCGAGCCUCCCGAGAGUGCACACUCGCUGCUCAAAUCAGCUAAGUUGCUCUUCAUCCAGGACUUGCAACAAAGUUCCCGGCUCCGCAGGUUCUUGCGAGGAAGCUUCUAUCAAAACGCUCUGAUCGACUGCAUCAGGACAGACAAGGGUAUGCGCAAGAUCAACGAAGAUCACCCGUACUACGAGUUCAAGUAUUUGCGCGGACAGACCUUCCUCGAUCUGAACGGCAGACCUGAUCUGUUCUUGAAGAUGCUGAAAGCAGAGCAGGAAGGUCUCGUACAUGUCCGCAUAUCAAUGGGUAACUACGAGAGCUUCAGAUCGAGGCUGCAUGACAAAAUCGUCUCCGACAACGUCAGCGAAGUGUCCGAGACGUGGAACCACCUUCGAAAGGAACUGCUCGACUCGGCCUUGGAGAAACUACAGACCAUAAUCGCCAACGGUGUUAAGGAGACUCUGCGAGCUCGGUGCGAGGACGAACUUGCCAGCCGAGCCAGGGAGAACUACUACAACAAGUUGGAUCAAGCGCCAUUCAAGCUUAAGAACGCCGUUCUUGGUUCAGUUCCCAACGUAUUGUGUCUUUCGAAUGGAAAGGGUGAACGCGGCACUGCAACUCUCUGGGCAUAUAUCGAGAAUGACGGUCGAGUGAUGGAGCACGGCAAGCUUGUGGACAUGAGGCUUGGCAACCAGGAGCGUGGCAUCCCCGACGGUGCAGACAUUGUCAAGCUUGUUGAUGCCAUUCAACGUAGGCGCCCAGAUGUGAUCGGUGUCAGCGGUUGGUCUGUUGAGACUCGAAGGCUCUACAAGGACGUUCAGGACAUCAUCGCCCAACACGGUCUCACCGGCCCCAGCUACGAAGACGAACAGACUGGCCAGGACAGGAGUGACCCUCUGGAAGUAGUCCUAGUCAACGACGAGGUCGCCCGCCUCUAUCACAACAGUGGCCGUGCUGCUGCUGAGUUCCCCAAGCUUGCACCGCUCACCAGAUACUGCGUUGCCCUCGGAAGGUACCUGCAGAAUCCACUUGCCGAGUAUGCUUCGCUUGGCAAGGACAUUGUCUCGAUACCAUUUGUCAAGGACCAGACACUCAUUCCUCAGGAUAAGCUCAUGGACCGCCUCGAGACCGCCAUGGUAGACAUGGUAAACCUUGUCGGUAUCGAUCUCCCUGAAACGUACGACGAGAAGUACCUGUCGAAGCUUCUGCCGUAUGUCUGUGGUCUAGGGCCUCGAAAGGCGGACAGGAUGAUCAAGGCCAUCCAGGCGAACGGAGACGAGAUCCUUGCACGCUUCGAUUUGAUUGGUGUAUCAGAGACAAGUGGUCGAGACCUCAAGGCAGCUAUGGGCCCCAAGGUCUUCCAGAAUUGUGCCAGUUUCCUGUACAUCCCAUACGACUCCACAGAAGAAGCCUCUGACUACCUGGACUACACUCGCGUCCAUCCCGAGGAUUACGAUCUCGCCCGGAAGAUGGUCGCUGAUGCACUCAACAUGGACGAGGAAGACGUCAAAGCUGAAGUCGACGAUGGUGGUCCUAGUGCGGUCAUCCGGAAGAUGGUUAGGGAAGACACAACGGAUCUAGUCAACGAUUUGGCCCUCGAGGACUAUGCGGCAGAGAUCGAGAAGAACUUCGGUCAAAGGAAACGCGCCACCCUCGAGACUAUCCGCGCUGAAUUGGAGAAUCCCUAUGAGGAAAUCAGGCAGAUCUUUGCCCUGAUGACCGGUGAGGAAGUCUUCACUAUGCUCACUGGUGAAACCAAGGAGUCUUUGUACGAGGGUAUGGUUGUCCCAGUACAAAUCAAGCGCACCUUCCCAGAUCACAUCGAGGUCAGGCUCGAGAACGGCAUCGAAGGCGGUGUAUCCGAGUCCGAAUUUCCCGAGGGCAUUGGCAACGGUGGACAAGAGCCCCGUCACGUCUACCAGACACAUCAGACUGUCCGCGCACGUAUCGUAUACCUGAGCCGCAAGGGCCUCACUGCACAGCUUUCGUUACGAGAAGACCUCAUCCGACAGCCGGUACCGAAGGCCUUUGACCGUAUUGCUGGCGAGUGGGACGAUGCACAAGAGCGCGCUGACAAGCAAGCUGCCGAGAAGGAGAAGGAAGUGGCAUCUGGUCGACCCAAUCGAGUCAUCAAUCAUCCCCUGUUUUUCAGUAUGAACGCCGCUGCAGCUGAAGAGUACCUGGGUAGCAAAGAGCCUGGAGAGUUGGUCAUUCGUCCGUCAUCGAAGGGUUUCGAUCAUCUGGUCGUCACAUGGAAGGUCUCCAACAGCGCCUACCAGCAUCUCGACGUGCUCGAGCUGGGCAAGGAGAGCGAAUACUCUCUCGGCAAACAGCUCAGGGUGGGCAAGGCAACAUACACCGAUCUCGACGAGUUAAUCGUGAACCACGUCGAGGCAAUGGCACGCAAGGUGGCCGAGCUGACACGAGACGAGCGUUUCCAGUCAGGCACGAAGGAAGAUACAGAACUUUGGCUCGAGAAUUACUGCAAAGCCAACCCCAGCCGCUCCAUGUACGCCUUCUGCAGCAUGCCUAAGCACCCCGGCUACUUCUGGAUCUGCUUCCAGAUGGGCGAGAACAAGCCCAAGGGCGCGUGGGUCAUCAAGGUCGUCCCUAACGCGUUCGAGUUGCAGAAGAACGCCUACCCGGAUAUGGUGGCGCUGAAGAAUGGGUUUAAGUUGUUGAUUCAGAGCGGUGCGGGUGCGCGUGGUGUGGCUAGGCGGUAGGACGCUGAUGGUCGCAGGCUUGAGAGAGUAGACUCGGGGCUGAAGCUGCGAUUGUAAUCAUAUUUCAUCACAUUUGUUUGCGCAGGGGUUGAACGAGAGGAGGGGGUGAAGGAAGAUACUCACAUCAUUGGCAUCCGGCGCAAUUUGUAGCUUUGCUCCUCGUUUCGAGCAUCAAAAUCUUCACAUUAGCCUGGAUACCUCAAAUCGAAAAGUUCAAAUAUGGCAGAUCACAAUAUCGACUUCAGUUGGUAUUGAUGUUGUUGCUAUCUCUUCGGGC